AUGCACGCCGGAGCGCCAGUGCAAAUGGUGCCAAGCACAACGAAUAAGAACCGAAUGAACGUGUGGUACUCAUAUUUUGGGCUGACCGCCGAUGAUGCAGCCAAGCUGCCAAUGAGACAUGAAAGGUGUCUAUUUUUACCUCAUCGUGUGAUAGGUCUCCGUAUCCCGCUGUAUACUUUAAAGAAUCAGUGACAAUUUUGAAAAACAACUUUGACAGGAAAGUUCGUAUUUAGGGUUACAUUUUUUCAUAGAAAAUUUUUGCGCCUUUGAAAUCUGUAGUAAAUUUUUCUGAAGCUGAAUCGGAUAAAGUUUAGCUUUUUUUUAAAUUUUGAUCGAUGAAAAAAAGUUUAUUUUGUCGAAAAAUGACUUUUCUGAAUGAAUUUAGUUUCAAUUAAAAAAAUAUUCUUACUUUUUCCACAACUGUUUUUGAAGCUUCGAAAAAAUUCAUAUUCUCUUGCAAUUGAAAAACUUACUGUGAAAAAAAUCAAUACCUCGAUCUUUUUCAUUUUUCAUUAUGGCUUCUUCAUUGGAGAAACGGAUCAUACUUCAAAACGAAAAAUCGUGUUCAUUGGCGCGCCAAAAUUGCUCCAAAACAGUACUAAUUUUUGUUUUGAAGCAAUUUUUUUGCGUUUCGGGACAAUUUUCAUUUUGUCCGAUGAACACGCCAUUAAUUUAAAGGAAACCCAUAAUUUUGACUCAUUCGUAUUGUAAACGUUUCAGUUUUUCAGAGCUUAGAAUUUUUCCAAACAACGUUUAAUAAUUGACAAUUGAUUAUCGAGUAAUAUUUUUUUUCAAAGAGACCAAUAUCAUCCGCGCGAGCCCGUGUACACGAUGCCGAUUUCUGUCAAACCGAAAACUCGCGAGCCAACAACUUUUACGGAUAACAGGUUUUCAACUUAUUUCUUCUUCUUUUUGAAAGCUCUUUUUCCAGAAUAUACGUUAGCAACAUUCCGUUUUCGUUCAGGGAACAAGACCUCGCCGCAAUGUUCUACCCGUAGGAAGAUUAUUACUUUUUUUUUGUUGAUCAAUUAUUUUUUUCAGGUAUGGAAGAGUUUUGAGUGUGGAAAUAGUGACGAACGACCGUGGAUCGAAAGGAUUCGGAUUUGUAACUUUGGACAGCGUUCACGCGUGCGAAAGUGCGCGUGCUGCGUUACACGAAUCCCAUGUCCAAGGAAGAAUUAUCGAGGUUGAAAAACGUGAAAAUGAUAGUUUUUGAGGGAAAUUGGCCGUAAACAUCCAAAAAGUCGGAAAAGGAUGGAAAAAGACUCAAUAGAAAUUUUAUUUUUAGGGUGAAAAAGGCUCCUUUUUUGCUGCCUUUUUGCACCAUUUCCUCGGCGUUUAUGCACCAUUUUUGCUGCCUCUCCUUUUCUUCACUAUUUCUGGAGCUUUUGAAAUCCCAGAAAAAAUGGAAGGGAUUAUUUUUGCUGCUUUUUUUGAGUCUCUCAUUUUAUGCGGCCAUUAUCCAAAAUUCCGAUUUUGCCCAAGAAUCCAUCAAAUACUAAAAAAAACGUAUAUUUUUUCCAAUUUGUUUAGUGAAAUAGUAAGAUCAAUAAAAUCUGCUCAUAUUUUAAAUUUCAAGUCAUCGUUCAAGCUCCGCCCCUCUUCAAAAAUUGAACAGACUAGACUUUUUAUAGUGAUUUUUCUGUUUGAAAGUGAUCAGCGGAAAUUUUUUUAGCAAUUUCUCAGUCCUUAUUUGAAUUUUCAUCAUCCAAUUUUUUAAUUGAUCCAUCCGAAAUGCAUAUUAUGCUGGAAAAAUAACUAUUUUUAGCUUUUUUUUUCUUUUCAUAUCUUCGAUAAGAUGAUUUUUUCGCGGAAGUACUUUCUUAUAAAAAUUUUUUUGAAGGAGAUAAUAGAGAGGAAAUAAUAAUUUGUUCUUUUCAAGGGCUUGGGUUAAGUCUUUUUGACGUGAAAAAUCUAGGAUUUUCAGAGUUUUUUUUUUCGCAUUCAAAUUAAAUCAGAUAUUUUAGGAUCACCUUCAAGGACACUUUAGUGAAUCUAAAAAUCGAUAAUUUUUCAGUAAAAUUUGAAAAAAGUUGAAAAUAGAGAGUUACCAAGCUUCAGAACACUUAAAAUUUCAAAAAAAAAAACGAAAAAAAGAUGUCAAUUUUUCCAGGUCCGCCGAGCGACGCCCACUCGCAGGAAGGUGCUGCCGAACUCGGCCACUGAAGUGGUCCCCCCACCGAAACUGUGCGUCGACCUGCGGGCUCCACACUCAACGUGGCGUGUCGAGAAUCUCGACGGCCGGAAUUUCCUGUCGAGUAGAAUGUCGUCCUCCCGUUUCGACCUCCAACACAUGACUCCGCAGGAGUGGGAAUUCCGUGAGUUUCUGGAUUUUUUAGGAUGAUGGAAAAUUUCCAAAAAGACUUUUAAGAAUUGAAGAAACGUAGGUUUGGUUACUGAAGGCUCGCAUUUCGAUAAAGUCAUUGGAAAACAGCAAAGUUUGCCUUUAGAAGACCCUCCAGAACUAACAUUUUUCGAGCAAUCUUUAAAAAAAUAUUUUUUUCCGUUUAUUCAGAAUUUAGCUUCUUCGAAUUCCAAAAAUAGGCAUUGUCAAUUUUUUUAUUUAAAGUUGGGACCUUGAGUCGUUAAGUGAUCACUCAAGAGGUUUCAGCAAUUCUAUUUUCAAGGGAAGGUUUAGAAGUCUGCAGGAAACAUACCGGACACGCCCUGGGAAGUUAUGAGCAUUUUAGUGGCCCCUUUAGUGGCUUCAGCACUCUUAAGUGAUCCCUAGAGCUGCUUAGAAGCGUCCAGUUUGCGCUACUAAGGUCCGAGACACUUCUCAACAUUCUUACUGUGUUAGCACCCUUAAGUGGUCCCUUGAAAGGCAUAGGAACGCCUAGGGCGCGUCCGAUUUCCGUUACUUUGAUCCAAGACACUUCACAAAAUUUCUAGUGGUCACUUUAGCGGCUUUAGGACUCUUUAGUGAUCCCUAAGGCUGCUAAGAAGCGCCCGGUUUCCUUUACUUCAAUCCAAGACAUUUCACAGAAUUUCUAGUUUCCAUAUUAGCGGCUUCAGUACCCUUGAGUAGUUCCUUGAGGUGCUCAGAAACAUCCGGGGCACGUUUGGUUUGCAUUACCAAGGUCCGAAAAGCUGAAUUUUUGAAUUUUCAAAAAGUUUUAAGGAAAAAUAAGCUUCAGCCUCCCUUUUCGAAUUCAAAGAUAUUUAGAGCUUCUUCAUUAUCUUAAACUCAUAUUUUACAGACGAGGCGGCGAUGGCCGAAGAGAUGGCGGCGAACAAUCCGUACGGCGCGAUCGGCGAGGCCCCAAGACCCCGCCGUUGCACCAGACACAGCCAGAUGAAGCUCUCGGCCAACGGGGAAUACUUCCUGAGCAGCGGCGAACCGACGACGGAUCACAGCAUUCUGAUGUGCGUCAACGACGACUCGUGCACCACUCGCAAGGUAUCAAAAAUUAGAAAAAUUCAUUGAUUUGUCAACCAAAAGUGUGAUUGUUAUAGCCCAUUCCGUGGGAGCUUUUCACAGUUUUUAUCUUCCUCCGGGCUCUCUUCGAUGCGCGCGACCUGUAUCUCUGCAUGCGCCUUUAAUAUAACCGAAGGUUAGGGCCUAAUUAAAGGCGCAUCGUCAGGAAAAGUUCCGAGAAAAGUCGCGGAAUGGAUUAUAAAACACUUAAGAUAACUGCCUAGCAAGGCGCGAGACAAAAGCGAUAUCGUCGGCGGCACAUGGACGACAUCGCGAAUGAAGCGCCGGACUUUAUUAUGCACUGAAAAACGGAAAAUUUGAUGCGAUAUCGCGCCGAGGAAAAUGCGAUAUCGGCGCAGCUACAAAGCACUUUCGCGAUAUCGUCUGCGAUGUCCCUUUUAAUUCGCGGGUUAAUAGUUGUGAAAUUGAAAUGUAAGUAGAUUCACAGUCAUCUUUGGAGGCUUAGAGGCGUGGCCUGUCUGCACUCUCCAUCAUCCAGACACUCUCUAACUCUAUAAAUCUGAAAGACUGGAUAAAUUUCAAAAAAACCUGUUCUACAAUUUUUUUUGCGCGUGAGCUAGGGGGUUUUUUUUCGGUUUGAAGUAAUCAAUUUUGAUUUUUUUAGACCUGAAAAAAAUAUUUUUUUUCAGCAGCAAGUGCAGAUGAUCUCAAAGGACGGUAUCACGGUGUUCCCGAACCAAAUCCACAUCCACGAGCAAAUCGCGUCGCUUCUCGACACGACGACAUCGCCAAAAAGUUUCGGAACGCUGCCGCGGGCUAGCUCUGCCGGCACGCGAACUUCGGAGAGCGAAGUCACUUCUGGUGGGUUUUAUGGGGAAAGAAAUGUAGAGAAAAGCUUUGAAUUUUUAAUAUGAAUACUUAUUGCUGAGUGAGGAAAUUAGGGCCUGAUCGAAUUGAAAAGGUCUUUUUUGGUAUCAAAGAAGAAUUUGUAAGAACUGAAACGGUUAAAGCGAAAAUAUAGAAUUUUUGAAUGAACCUAAUCGAAUUUUGACAAAGUGUCGUACAAUCCAAAAGUUACUAAUAACGUCUCGGACCUUAGUAACGCAAACGGGACGCGGAUCGGACCUGUCGGGGCAUUUCUAGUGACUACUUUAGUAGCCUCAGUCCUAAAGUGAUCCCUAGAAUUAGAAUUGCCCAGGUCCGGAGCACGUCCGUUUCGCGUUACCAAUGUCCGAGGUAGCAAUAUCGGAACGUCUUUUCCAGUUCAAUUUUUAAAAAGUCGAUCUUUGUGGCAUCGCCAGAAAGUACACCUUUUCGUCUCGAUACUUUAUCUCGCGCGACUAUGUGCCUUUAAUAGCGCUUGAAACAAUGAUUUUUCAUUUAGCUUUUGGGCUGAAAAAGGUCGGAAAAUUUAACGUUAUUAAAGGAACAUCGAUGCGAAAGAUACAGUAGAUCCCGGCGCGAAGUUAGCUUUAUGACGAUAAAAAUUGGAAUUUGAUUCACGGCUGGCUUGACCCAACGAAAAAGUGUCUUGAAACGAUAAUGCACGAAAUAGCGCGUGGCUCGUGGAGAGCAUAGACAGGACACGCCCCCUUAGAAUCCCAAGUUAGCCGUGAAUCAGCUAUAGCAGCUUUAUUUUUUGUAUGGAGUUCGACUUUUCUUACUAGACCCCAAAUUUUACGUCUCUAUGAAGCUUCGAACUCUUCAAAAUACGGAAAAUGAGAUCUAAAAAAAAUUCCCUUGUUAGAAUCGAAGCUGAUUUCCGAAAAAACUUACUUUUUUUUCAGACGACGAGCACGCCUGGACCCCCAACCGGAGCCCGGAUCUUCUGGCGAGUCUGUACGAAGGGUCGACGUCGUUCCACGCUCCGAUCUCGGACUCGAGCACGAGCACGGACCUCGACCAUCACCAUCAUCAUUAA
Caenorhabditis auriculariae is the source of this 5300-nucleotide messenger RNA. NCBI's taxonomy places the organism in Eukaryota, Metazoa, Nematoda, Chromadorea, Rhabditida, Rhabditidae. The record is from the annotation of a GenBank genome assembly.